This is a messenger RNA of Pediculus humanus corporis (human body louse), 2853 nucleotides long. Its product is annotated as Ras GTPase-activating protein, putative. The transcript has 15 exons. Gene Ontology annotation, biological process: intracellular signal transduction; regulation of GTPase activity. Bases 1 to 2853 code for a protein of 950 amino acids. Lineage: Eukaryota; Metazoa; Arthropoda; Insecta; Psocodea; Pediculidae. The record is from RefSeq and is a predicted model, not a curated record.
AUGGCGGACCAAAAACGUGAGGUUCGUGUAGAGGAAAGAUUGAAAAUAAAAAUAGGUGAAGCGAAAAAUCUUCCGAGUAGACAUCAGGGAGGACCAGGAGGAUACAGAGAUGUUUUUUGUGCAUUGACAUUAGACCAAGAAGAAAUAUUUAGAACUACAACGGUGGAAAGAACAUUAAAUCCAUUUUUCGGUGAAGAAUUUCAAUUUGAAAUUCCAAGGAGGUUUCGUUAUUUAUCAGUUUAUGUUUAUGAUAGGGACAAAAAUGAAAAAGUUAUCGGGAAAGUAGCAAUAAAGAGGGAAGAUUUAACGUCUUACAACAAUAAGGAUCAUUGGUUUCAGUUAAAAAAUGUCGAUUGUGAUAGCGAAGUGCAAGGGAAAUGUCAAGUCGGAGUAAAACUUGAAAGUAGUUUGGAUGCCAAUGGAGAUGAUAAAGUGGUUGUUAGGUUACUAGAAUGCAGCGAUUUAACUUUGAAGGGGGGCUCUUGCGAUCCUUUUGCUACCGUUACCAUGGUGUAUUCAAAUGGAAAACAAGAUUUGAAAAGGACCAAAGUCAAAAAGAAAACAAAUUCACCUAAAUUUGAUGAAACCUUUACAUUCGAAGUGUGUCAAAAUCACGACAGGGACACAUAUCAGGUUCACAACACGGAAAGAGAUGUGGAAUUUAGCGAAGUUUUGGUCACUUUGUGGCACGAUUCUCCCGGAAUGAGUGACAAUCUUUUCCUCGGAGAGGUUCGAAUCCCAGUGCGCGUUCACGUUAUACAACAAUAUGGAGUAAACAACGCUUGGUACUAUUUACAACCAAGAUCAAAUAAAAGUAGAAGUUCUUCCAAAUCUCAAUCGGUUAAUUCGACUCUUAAAAGUACAAAUAAUUUAAACGAACUCGGUUCAAUUAGGUUAAAAAUGAAUUAUGAAGCCGAUCAUGUUUUUCCUAGUCAAUUUUACGAGCCGCUGAGAAAAAUUUUGUUGGAAAGCAGCAACAUGAAGCCUGUCACGUCUAGUGCUGCGUAUAUACUCGGUGAAAUAGUAACAAGUAAAAUGGAAGCUGCUCAACCUUUAGUACGUAUUAUGACUCAUCACGGUCAAAUUGUCUCAAUAAUAAAAGCUUUAGCCAAAUGGGAAAUUUCAAAAGUAACCGAUGCAAAUACGAUUUUUCGUGGAAAUACUCUCGUAAGUAAAAUGAUGGAUGAAGUUAUGCGUUUGGCAGGAUCUCAUUAUUUAAGAAGUACUUUAAAACCAUCUCUGGAAGUCAUUUUAUCGGAGAAGAAAAAUUGCGAAAUAGAUCCGACGAGGGUGAAAGACACGGGUCAAAUAGAAACGAAUUUAGCUAAUCUUAAAGAAUACGUUGAAAAAGUAUUCAAGUCUAUAACGAGUUCUUCAUUGUCUUGCCCGACUUUAAUGUGCGAAUUAUUUCAAGUUUUAAAAGAAUUGGCCAUCGAAAGGUUUCCGAACAAUAACGAAGUUCGAUAUUCCGUCAUAUCCGGUUUCAUUUUCCUUAGAUUUUUCGCUCCCGCCAUAUUAGGACCUAAAUUAUUCGAUUUAACAUCUUCUCCCAUAGAUCAACAAACGAAUCGAACACUUACAUUAAUAUCAAAAACAAUGCAAUCCCUGGGAAAUUUGGUUUCCUGUAAAUACAAAACUUCCGGUUUAGAACAACACAAGGAAAAGUACAUGAGCCGAUUGUUGGAAUCUUUUCAAAAUCCUCCUCAUAUAGAAGCCGUUCGACAGUUUUUGGAAAUAAUAUCGGCGUCUUCGAGGCCGAACGGGCAAUCUUGUACCACUUUUGCUCCCGUUGUACUUAAGGAAGGAAUCAUGGUCAAACGUGCGCAAGGACGAAAAAGGUUUGGUAGGAAAAAUUUCAAACAACGUUAUUUCAGAUUGACGACUCAGGAUUUGAGUUAUUCGAAAGCCAAAGGAAAGGAACCCCUUUGCUGUAUUCCUUUGAGUCAGAUUUUAGCCGUGGAACGAUUAAACGAAGAUAGUUUUAAAAUGAAAAACAUGUUUCAAAUAAUACAAUCGGAAAGGCGAAUGUUAUACGUUCAGGCGAAUAAUUGCGUGGAAGAAAAAGAAUGGAUCGACAUAUUGACGAAAAUUUGUCAAACAAACACCAACAGACUGGAAAGAUUUCAUCCAUCCGCUUUUAUCAAUGGAAAGUGGUUAUGUUGUAAUAAAUUUCAAGAAUCAGCUCAGGGUUGUCAAGAAGUUACGAGGCGGGAAAGACUGGAAAUGACUUUGGAUCCCGAUCGAGAAUUGCAAAGGAUUCAUUCGAUUAUCAUAUCUCAGAUAAAACGUUUGGAAACUUUGAUAAGUGGAUGUUAUUAUUAUAAUCACGAUUCGAAUGCUGCGACGCAGUUUAAAGUCGAAGACGUCAAUUCUUAUUUGCACACGUUAAACGAAUUGAAAAACAUAUCGUUAAAUCUCGAGCAAGAGCAUAGGAUUUAUCAGAGGCAGUUGGCUCGGGAAACCAAAUACGGGAGCAAGCAAGCUCCCAUCGGUGACAAUAAUUAUUUACUCUUGGCGACGAGAUCUCCAUUCGAUCCCACCGUCACGCUACGAAAUUACGAUUCCUGGAAAAUUGGUAGCACGUCUUCGAUGCCGGCCAUGAUGCCGACUCGUAGUUGCACGUCUUUCCGUAGCGCGAGACCGGGGGCCGAUGGAGAAAGCAACGUGUACACCAUUCUCAAAUACGAUUAUUCUCCUGCCUGUGGUCAAUGUGAUACAUCAACAAACGUCCAGCUUACGACCGGAUCAACGGUCGAAGAUUCGUCUUCUUCGGGUAAAAGACUCUACGAAAAAAAAGACAUUGUUCAUCAGGGAAAAAAACCUUCGUUCCCCGAAAGAGUUUGCACCUCUUGA